Messenger RNA from Ruditapes philippinarum (Manila clam), 2636 nucleotides. RefSeq lists its product as uncharacterized. The transcript has 9 exons. Gene Ontology annotation, cellular component: membrane. The record is from RefSeq and is a predicted model, not a curated record. Gene Ontology annotation, biological process: homophilic cell-cell adhesion. Bases 184 to 2307 code for a protein of 707 amino acids. Gene Ontology annotation, molecular function: calcium ion binding. NCBI's taxonomy places the organism in Eukaryota, Metazoa, Mollusca, Bivalvia, Venerida, Veneridae.
UGUACCCUAUCGCAAAUCACAUAUAUCACUCAAAUUAAACUAUUAAAAUAUCAGACAGUUUUGUUAAAAAAUGUUUCCUUUUUAAAGUUUGAUAUUCAAUAAGGAUUUGUUUUUAUAUGAAACAAUUAAGUUUUAGCAUUUUUUUAUUACAAUAAUGUAGUGGAAUAAACUUUCAAUAAAAUCAUGGUGGAAUUCUGUUUUAAGCACGAAGACUUUAUUUUAUUUGCUGGUGUCCUAGGAUUACUUUCAUUGUCACAUCUAGCUCAUGGUACUACAAACAGUUCGGUUCUAUCAUCCCAGCCAACGAUGGCAUUAAACUCCACGCCUGUUUCAAUCACUUCAUCAAUGUCGCCAUUGACGUCAUCUUCGAUCUCCCGAGAUGUAUAUACAAACUCGUCCAGAUAUAUAUCGCCUACACCAAGUCUAAGACAAUACUCCACUACAGUAGAAAAAUCUUCUUCUGCAAACAAAACCUCAUCAUUGCGGACUCCCACAUCAUCAACACGCAGCUUCCAACAUAUAUUGCCAUUAAGUGUUUUAUCAACAAAACAUGUAAAUUCAGGACAUAGUAAUUCGCUUCUGACAGCAUCAAGAUCGCAUUCAUCGCAUAGUGUAAUAUCAGUGUCAACUGUGCGUGUACACAUACAAUCAUCAUCCACUGCAAUGUUACUUUCUUCAGAUAUACCAGUUCCUAUAUCAAGUUUAUCGCCACCGAAGGUGAACAACUUAUCUCUUUAUUCCGAUAUUAGUUAUCAGUUCGCGACGAGUACCAUUAUUUCAAAUCAUCACGUGCCUUUGUCACCGACCACUUCGUCAGCCACAUCUACGUUUGGGAUAUUAACAGCGGCAUCUUUGACAAAUUUGACUACCUCUGUACAGACGCAGUUUACAUCAAUCCCUGGAACCUUUGCUACCACUUCCAUAACUGUGAAUGGCUCUUCUCAAACUAGCAUCAAACCAACUGUAACGACGACAGGUGGUAUAGUUUCACACUCGCCAAGUAUUCAUCUAGUAAAACCCAGUAUGGUCAUCAAACCUCCACCACUUCUCCCUGUUACAAAACCUACUGGGGCGUCAUCAUUGCAUGGCUGCAAAAUUGGAAGUUGUUGUACUUAUGGGCUUAGUCAGCUUCCGGUUCAACUGAGCUUCGAGGAGUCAGAACCAAGAGGUUACGUUUUGGCGGUAAUACGGGACGUGAAGAACGUAAAUUUUACAGUGAAGGUAGCAAGACCUUUAGAACUUGCCAACAUUCUUAAAGAUAACUUCGCUCUUGUCACAACAAUAACCGGUUACAAUCUAGUGCUGAGUAAAGAAAUAGAUCUAGAAGACUUGUAUGAUAAAACUGAUGGAAAAGUGGAUGUACACACCUUACAAAUGCAAAUAAGUUGUACUGAAAACUCUAGCAUAAUUGUUCCUCCACGCAUGCUCAACGUCUCUAUAGAUGACGUAGAUGACAAUAUGCCAGUGUUCCGACAACCUGGUAUAGACUCAAAGGAUUGUGUUAUACCAGUGUAUAAAGCUGAUACAAGCGAGGAUUACACGGGUGAACUUGCUCUAAAUCCUGGUAAGAUAGAGGCUGUAGAUGGAGAUGUCUCAUUUAGACACAAUAUCUCGUACAAGGUCAUGCACUCGGAGCCGGCGGAUUACCAUUUGUAUUUCAGCUUAGAUACCGAAAAUGGAACCGUCCAUAAAACUAAGACUAUGAACUCUAGUGAUCCAAAUAAAUACGUCAUAUUUGUACAGGCGGUAGAGGACUCCCCUCAACAGAAGUCACGUGUCGCAGUCCUGCUGGUUGUUGUUGUUGCUCCUAGCGAUCCAUUUUCAGACCAGCACAAAGCUAGUCCGACUGCAAGGCUUGCCUUAAAGAUUGCAUGUGCCUUUAUUUUGAUGGCGUUUAUCUGUGGAGUUGUUGUGAUCGUGCACCACAGAUACACACUUUCACGUGCAAAGGUUGAGUCCCGGGAUGGGAAUGAGUUGCGAGACAUGAAGUUACCAAAACUUGCAGUUUAUCAGAGCUCCAAUUCGAGUCUUAAUUCCGCCAUUCCAGAAAUACCAGUCAUAAACAGUCCAUCCCAAAUAGUUGUGGCUAGCUGUGAAAACACAUUAAAACCAGAAAAAUGGGAUAACGAAAACCGAAGGUCUUCUAUCGAGCGACGAGAGUCGGAGUCACAGAGAAAACGGAGACUAAUUGUUAAAAAGCCGAUUGAUACUAAAUCCCGUCCCAGCUGGAACGCUCCGUCACCUAAACCCAAACGGACCCGCUAUAACCCGUUCUCCGUAUAUCAAACACAGCAUAACAGUCAUUAGUUGGGACAUUGUAGACAUUUUUGAGAGUAACAUUCUGACUAAAUUUGAACCUUCAACUUUUCGUGAAAUAAUAAUAAUUAUCAAAAUGCCAUUAGACAAAUAAAGACCUUAAGAAAAUCACCAUAAAACAUGAAACAAAAUAAGGUCAAUGCUUCAAAGAUUAUAAACUUAAUUGUAUGUCACCAUAUAAUAAAAGCACUGCGGUGAUAUUUUAGGCGAAUCAUUGUUUUCAUGCCAUGUCUAUCCUCGGCAUUUUUAAACGAUAUUUAUUUUGUGUAAACAUGAACUCUUAUAAUUAUGUAAAUGUAAAUAAAAUGUUUGCUUCUUUU